This is a messenger RNA of Brassica napus (rape), 3492 nucleotides long. Its product is annotated as probable LRR receptor-like serine/threonine-protein kinase At3g47570. Bases 261 to 3284 code for a protein of 1007 amino acids. Gene Ontology annotation, biological process: protein phosphorylation; hormone-mediated signaling pathway. The record is from RefSeq and is a predicted model, not a curated record. Gene Ontology annotation, cellular component: plasma membrane. Lineage: Eukaryota; Viridiplantae; Streptophyta; Magnoliopsida; Brassicales; Brassicaceae. Gene Ontology annotation, molecular function: ATP binding; protein binding; protein kinase activity. The transcript has 2 exons.
UGACAUGUAUUAACUCCGUUGACUCAUUGACUUGGAUGGGCUUGAGUCUAGAAGACAAGAAUCCAUGUCAUUCUAAAAAAGUAUCGCACCUGUGGUUGGUGAGCCAAUUUAUUAUCACCACGAUGUGAAUUGAAAGUUCGAACUGCUUCGUCUCGUACAAAGCUAGUUUCCUACAAAAUACAAAAUUCUUAUAAGCAUCAAAAUAUCUAUUAACCAAGUUUUAAAAAAAAAAAAAAAAAAAAACAAACAAACUGAGAAUCAUGAAACUGUUUCUUUUGCUUUCUUUUAUUGCUCUUGCGCUACUCGAAGCAUAUGGUUUUACCGCUGAAACUGAUAUGCAAGCGUUGCUGGUAUUUAAGUCUCAAAUUUCUGAAGAGAAAAGGGCUGUCUUGUCCUCAUGGAAUCGCUCAUCCCACUUGUGCAACUGGAAGGGGGUUACAUGUGGCCGCAGACACAAGAGAGUUACUCAUCUCAACCUGGAAAACUUGUCAUUAGACGGAGUGAUAUCACCAUCAAUUGGUAAUCUCUCGUUUCUCAUAUCGCUUGAUCUCAAUAGUAAUUCUUUUGGUGGUACUAUUCCUCAAGAGGUGGGAAACUUGUUUAGACUUGAAUACUUGGAUAUGGGAAUAAAUUCUCUGAGAGAACGGGUUCCAAACAGUUUGUACAACUGCUCUAGAUUGUCGAGUCUUCGUCUAGACUAUAAUCAUCUUGGAGGGAGUGUUUCUUCAGAGAUAGGGUCACUGACAAAGCUCGUCCAUCUUAAUCUUUUUAGAAACAAUCUGAGCGGAAAACUCCCCGCGUCUCUAGGAAACUUGACAUCACUAAACCAACUUACAUUAUCAUACAACAAACUUGAAGGAGAGAUUCCUGGUGAUUUAGCUAAGUUGACACGAAUAGGGGAUCUUCAACUAGUAUCUAACAAUUUCUCAGGUGUUUUCCCUCCAGCUAUCUACAAUUUGUCCUCACUCAAUUAUUUAGGCCUAGCUUAUAAUAACUUCUUGGGUCGGUUGAGACCUGAUUUUGGUAUCCUUCUACCAAAUCUUAUAACGUGUAACCUGGGAAGGAAUUAUCUAACAGGAGUCAUUCCAACAACAAUUACCAAUAUCUCGACUCUUCAAAGAUUGGGAAUGAACGAGAACAGUCUGACAGGGAGUAUUCCUUCCACUUUUGGAGAAAUACCAAAUUUGAAAUGGUUAUUACUUAGUUUCAAUUCUUUGGGGAAUUACUUUUCUAGGGACUUUGAAUUCCUCACUUCUUUGACUAACUGCACCCAGCUAGAGAAACUAGCGGUUGGUUGGAAUAGGCUCGGGGGUGACUUCCCUGUUGACAUUUCUAAUCUGUCCUCCAACCUCAUAGCUUUGGAAGUCGGAGGAAACCUCAUCUCCGGAAGCAUUCCUCACGACAUUGGGAAUCUCAUAAGCCUACAAACUCUAACGUUCGAUCAGAACAUGUUGUCUGGACCACUCCCUACCUCUCUCGGGAAGCUUUUAAACCUGAGGGUUGUAAGCCUAUCAUCAAACAGAUUAUCAGGAGAGGUGCCGUCUUUUAUAAGCAACUUCACUAUGCUGGAAACACUCGACUUGGCUAACAACAGUUUCCAAGGCAUGGUUCCUCCAAGUCUCGGAAAAUGCAGCAAUUUGCUACAUCUUCGUAUCGAUUCUAAUCAGUUGGAGGGGGGAAUCCCUCGGGAGAUUACGCAAAUCCAGCGGCUUAUUCUCCUUGACAUGUCUGGUAACUCUUUGUUUGGCUCUCUACCGGAAGAUAUUGGAAAGCUAGAAAAACUUAUUACACUGGCUGUUGCGGAUAAUAAGUUAUCAGGGAAACUCCCACAAAGCAUUGGAAAGUGUCUCACAAUGGAAUAUCUUUAUCUGGAAGGAAACAGUUUUGAUGGAGAUGUUCCUGAUAUGAAAAGGUUGGUAGGUCUUGAAGAAGUUGAUUUGUCAAAGAAUAAUCUCUCUGGAAGUAUACCUGAAUAUCUUGCAAACUUUUCCAAGUUGCAGUAUCUCAAUUUGUCCUUUAACAAAUUCAAUGGAAAGGUGCCUAUAUUUCAGAAUACUAGUAUGGUUUCUGUAUUUGGAAACAAAGAUCUGUGCGGAGGGGACAAGGAGUUUCAGCUAACUCCAUGCCUCACGCAAGAACCAUUGGAGGAGGCAAAGCGUUCCUCUCAUCUAAAGAAAAUUGCGGCUGGAGUUGGCGUGGGAGUAGCGUUUAUUUUGCUGAUGUUGUUCGUAGCUUUGAUUUGGUUCAGAAAAAGAAAGAAGAAUAAGCAGACCAGUGAUCCAACUUCUUCUUCUGCCGCCUUGGAAGUCUUCCAUGAGAAGAUAAGCUACGGAGAUCUUCGGAACGCAACGAAUGGCUUCUCUGAAAGCAAUAUGGUUGGGUCAGGCAGUUUCGGUACAGUGUUCAAGGCGUUUCUCCCCCAGGCGGGGGAGAACGACGUCGUUGCGGUGAAAGUACUAAACAUGCAGAGGCGGGGAGCGAUGAAGAGUUUUAUGGCGGAAUGUGCGUCUCUGAAAGACAUAAGGCAUCGUAAUCUUGUGAAACUGUUGACGGCUUGUUCGAGUAUUGAUUUCCAAGGAAACGAAUUCAGAGCUCUCGUAUACGAGUUCAUGCCGAAUGGAAGCAUGGAUAUGUGGCUGCACCCAGAGGAUGUUAAAGAGCCCUCAAGAGCCUUGACACUUCUUGAGAGGCUCAACAUUGCUGUAGACGUUGCUUCUGCUCUAGACUAUCUGCAUGUUCAUUGCCACGAACCUAUAGCUCAUUGUGAUCUCAAGCCAAGCAACAUCCUUCUAGAUGAUGAUUUGACUGCCCAUGUUAGCGACUUUGGUCUGGCUCGUCUUCUCAUCAAGUUCGACCAGGAGUCUUUCUUCAGUCAGUUAACUUCAGCUGGCGUUAGAGGGACAGUAGGUUAUGCUGCACCAGAAUAUGGGAUGGGAGCACAGCCAUCAGUACAUGGUGAUGUGUAUAGCUUUGGGGUUCUCCUUUUGGAAAUGUUCACUGGAAAAAGACCUUCGGAUGAGUUGUUUGGAGGAGACUUUACUCUAAUUAGCUACACCAAAUCCGCGUUGCCGGAAAGGGUUUUGGACAUUGCAGACAAAUCGAUUCUUGACAGCGGUCUCAGGGUUGGCUUUCCUGUUGCUGAGUGCUUGGCAUUGGUUUUGAACGUUGGACUUAUGUGUGGGGAAGAAUCCCCAAUGAACCGUUUGGCAACGAGUGAAGCCGCAAAGGAGUUAGUCUCAAUCAGAGAGAGGUUCUUUAAAGCUACAAGAACAGUCAGACGCUGAAGUGUGUAUGACUUUCUCUACAAACUUUACCAUCCACUUAAAAGGGGCUUACUCUGAAGUCUAUAUAAUAUCAUCUUUCAAAAUUUCUGUUUUUUUAAUUUUUUUUUACUCUAUAUUGUUAAUGAAUGCUUGUGCUAUUUUAAGACAACAUAGCUGCCUUUAGUUCCGUUCUCGGAUUAUGAAUCAAUUAAGCACACACUAAAGCAUA